Molecule: messenger RNA, 1546 nt
Organism: Haliotis rubra (blacklip abalone)
Lineage: Eukaryota; Metazoa; Mollusca; Gastropoda; Lepetellida; Haliotidae
Exons: 3
Coding region: 144-551 (135 amino acids)
Molecular function (GO): actin binding
Source: RefSeq, a predicted model, not a curated record
UCACUAUAAAUACGGAGUGUUGAGAGUCAGAAAGCUUCUAUCGUUGAGCGCUAUCAGGAAACAACCAGUGGAAAGGGUACUCCAUAUAACUUUGCAAGCAAACAUACAAGGAAAAUAAACAGACAGAAAUUGUGUUUUGAAGUAUGCUCGGUUUUGGUGUCAAUCCUUCCGCUAACCGAUCGCCAUCUUGGAAGAAAUGGAUCAAGUUAAUAACACAAGGAGGAGCAAUCAUGGAGCUGAAAAGAGCGGCUAUCAUUCCGGACGUAGGGUCCAAGUCCACACACAGCAAAGGAUUCAAUCUUACAGAUGAAGAAGUGAUGGCAAUAAAUCAAUGUUUUCAAUGCGACCAGCCGCCGGAAACCCUGCGUGCCAGCGGAUGUACCUAUUGCUUGAAGAGCGCAUGUCCGGAACAGGUUAUCGCCUUCAAUGGCGGACGGUACCUGAUUGCCAGCAAGACAAAGGGUAUUAUCAUUGUGGCGGUGUGUGAAUCCAAGGCCAAACUCUCCGCUGCUUCCACGUGGCUCCUGAGAAUUGCCACCUCCAUACAGUGAGCGACGUGGUGAUCCGCUACAACAAAAGAAUUGAACGCACAACGACUUCAUCACAUCCAGGGACCACGAAGAACAAGCUGCACUUCAACGUCGACUGUCUAUUCCUUUAUAGAAAAAUAUGCCAUGUCCUUAUACAUGUCAGUGUGGAUCCGUCCUCCAUCGAGAUACUGUUUGUGCUCGACAGGUUACCAACAUAAGGGCACCGUUUCCAUGGUGAUUGACCAAGAAAUGUUGACACUGGAAUGGAAAUCCCAGAAACGUGAGUGUCCAGAGAUGAGAUGGGAUUUGUUGGUAUUACGAGAAGUACACAAUCGGUAAAAUGGUACCGUUUCCAAUCAGGCAUUCGUGGGUGUUUGACACAGUGAAAAAUUCAACACAACGCUAUGUAUUCCAGUUGGUUGACAAGGGAUGGGUGGUAUCUGAUGAAGUAACAAGUUUUUUAACAGAGUGAACGUACCAGUAGUGUUACCUUCAGUGCGUGUGAGAAGAAACUGCUCACAGAUCGUACCAACCCAACUUGUUUGCCCCGAGUCACCACAUAUAACACGCUGGCGUGUAUCACAGAAAUUGAUCAAAAAUGUGAUCUCGUGUACAUAUUCAAAUUCCAAAUUUUCUCCAUUGUGUAGGCUGGAGUUCAAGUGUUGGGAUACAUCAUUUGAACUAAAGCAUCGCUAACUACCAUUGUUUACUACUGACUGUCAAAUACAUUAAGAAUUAACAUCACCCAAAGUAUAGCAAUAAUGGCGCUGCACUGAGAAUAGGUUUACCGUAUUGAAUGUUUUUAAUGACCAUGACAAAUGCGUCUGAAUACUUCCCGGCGUGACUCUGAAUGUGUCUGUGACGUAUAUCGCACAGACUGUACGUUGGAGAGAGAUGCAUAGAAAUAUUAUGUGAAUUUCCGUACCAUUUUAGGAGGGCGAGAUCAAAUCCUAUUUGUAUGACUAUUCUGUGUUAUUGUACCGUGUUUGUCGUGUAAUAAACAUGUACAACCCAAA